AUUGAUUUGUAUUAUCUUUAAACAAUGCAAGGUUUCUGAACUGAUGCAUCACGUAGGUGUAUUUAAGCAAUACCUUAUUGGUUACCAAAGUAAAACAUAAUUAUAUUUACGCUGUUUGACAAGGACACUUUUUGUAAAAUUUAUUAGUAAGCGUGACACGUUUUGUUUUUGAAUGUUUUCAAAAUAUUAUUCAACUCGUACACAUCAACAAUUACAUGUAUAACAUUGGCCUUUGUAUCUUUAGUUAAUACAAAUUGCCUAAAAUGUAUACAAGUCAUAAACCGGCAUCGGCAACAGCAGGUUUACCUAAAUUCAUAACAGUUGCAUUCAAAAGGAAACAAACUCUGGUUUCAUUGUCUUGUUUCUUCGUCAUAUUUUUCAUUCUGUUCACGAAUAUUAGAUUUUCAACACGAGCCAAAAAUGUAAAUUUCUACAACGAAAAGCAAGUCCCGAAGGAGGUACGCCACGUGCAUGAAUGCCAUUGUUUAUUACCGGUUGCAAUGCCUGCCAAUGUAAUGAAGAUAAAUGAAGCUGAAAAGGGAAAUUCUACAACAGACACAAAACCAAGCGCCACAAGACAAAAAUUUACACUGCAGAAGAAAGAUCAAGGCUACUAUCCUAAAGAUGGUAAUUCUUUAAUCGGAAUAAGUUACGAAUCUCCAGGUAAACGCAAUGAUACCGUCGCUAAUCGAACGGCACAGUUUACAAAGAGCAUCCUAAAUAUUCACGAAAAGAAACUUUUUAGAAGUUUAUAUCAUCCACGUGCCAAAAUUCCUGACCGUAUUUUACGUACUAUCACACUCAAGCCAAAUUUUAAGCGGUUUAUUAAUGCAUCAAAAAUUAUAUCAUCUAUAACUUCCUAUAAACUUGAAAAUCCAACUCUAUGUUCGUCCGUUCGUAAUCUAAAUAUCAUAGUUAUAGUGCAUACAUCACCUGAUCAUAAGGAAAGGCGAUUAUCUAUUCGGAAUACUUGGGCAAAUGAUGCCUUUUAUUAUCACCUUGGUAACGUGAAAACUGUUUUCCUAUUAGGAAUGCCGAAAGACCCAAAUAUACAGAAUCAGAUAAAAGAUGAGUUUGAACGAUAUGCCGAUUUGCUUCAAGGUGACUUUAUUGAUGACUAUCACAAUUUGACUUUGAAAGGUGUAAUGGCAUAUAAGUGGCUUACAGACCGCUGUCGAAACGCCGAACUUGUUCUCAAGGUUGAUGACGAUAUAUCAGUAGAUAUGUUUAAAAUGUUUAAAGUCUAUUUUCCAAAGUAUCGAUUAGAAAGCAUGACAAUAAUUUGCAAUUAUAUCUUUAAAAACACUAUGGAGAUACUCCGGAAAAACGACAGUAAAUGGUACGUUAGCAAUGACCAUUUUAGAGGAUUUUAUACCUACCCAACAGAAUAUUGCUCUGGAUUUUUGGUACUUUUCACAAAUGAUCUUAUUCCUGCUUUAUAUCAAUCAUCAAAGGUGACUCCUUUCUUUUGGGUUGAUGAUGUAUAUCUGUACGGACUUGUUCCUGGAAAUGUUCCUGGUGUAAAAUAUAUUGGCUUACAAGGCAAUUGGUUUACACUAUAUGGACAAGUUGCCAUUAAGUGCUAUAAGAAUGAAACUGAGACGUGUCCGUUUUUGGUGGCUGGAGCCAGUGAAAAGGGGGAAUUUGAGGAACUAUGGCCUCACAUGGCCAAGAGAUACGCUCUUUCUACUAAAGUUAUUGACUUAAAUACAAAAUGAAAUUAGUCACCAUUAUUUUAAUUAAUUACAAAUGUAUACUAUUAAUCAUUGCCUUGGUAAUUAAUCGAUAAUUUUUAAAAUUUCAACCAUAUAAAUAUGGAAGGGGAGACUUCAAAAACACAUAUUUUCAAAUUCGUAUCGGUAUAUGUAGUUCUGAAUACAAAAAGAAGUUCUAUUAUAAUAUUUAUAACGGGAGGCGAGAAAACAACCAGGAUUUCUGAGAAAUAGAAAAAAAGACGUUCAUACGAAUUGGAAAGUGGAUUUCGCAAUGUAUUAUCCAUUCUUUUAAUUAUGCUUUAAUGAUGUUAUUUAAUUUCAUUUUUCUAUUUAUUUAAAUUUAUGAUUGUUUUAUAUAUCAGAUUCUUUUAGCCAUGUUUUGUUCUCGCUUGAACGUGUUCGUAUAAGUAAAAUUGCUUUUUACAACUAAUAUGAAUAAAGAAAUAGUAAAAC
Molecule: messenger RNA, 2168 nt
Organism: Ruditapes philippinarum (Manila clam)
Lineage: Eukaryota; Metazoa; Mollusca; Bivalvia; Venerida; Veneridae
Product: UDP-GlcNAc:betaGal beta-1,3-N-acetylglucosaminyltransferase 7-like
Exons: 2
Coding region: 264-1718 (484 amino acids)
Cellular component (GO): membrane
Molecular function (GO): hexosyltransferase activity
Source: RefSeq, a predicted model, not a curated record